Messenger RNA from Trichobilharzia regenti, 1127 nucleotides. The record is from the annotation of a GenBank genome assembly. NCBI's taxonomy places the organism in Eukaryota, Metazoa, Platyhelminthes, Trematoda, Strigeidida, Schistosomatidae.
AUUUGAACAAAGCAAGAACUACAGUUUUAGCAGAAUAAAAUGGUACCAUCUUUUAUUUCGUUGCCUUCUCGUCAGCUGCUUACAUGGCAAAGACAUUAUUAAAUAUAUUUACAACAACAAUUUUAAAAUACUUGCACAGAGUUCAGUUUAAACAAAAAUCAAUCGAUCAAUAUACUCAUACACUAAAAAUAUAUACAUAUAUAAAUAUGCAAUAUUAACCACUAUUCCGAACAAUAAUAAUCAAACACAAUGGGAACUUUUAGCAUUUCAUAUUCGGAGGAAAGAGAGGUGAAAUUAUCCAGUUACCAGGGCAAAGAAAGGCUGAUAACAGCUUUUUUCUGGACGCCUAAAUCAGGUUUCAGGCGCUUGGUGGAAAUGGCUUCAGCAAACUUAAGGAGAAUUGAGCUAUUUUGCUUAUUGAUAAUUUUGAACGACUUUUCGACGUCCACCUCAUGACCCGUGUCGAGAAGAUGCCUGGUGAGAACAUCCUACUAACACGACCAGAUGAAGGUGCAGGAAUUGUAAUAAUGGAUCGGAAAAAUUAUAUUGACAAAAUGCAAAACAUCCUGACAAAUUGAACAAAACUGCAGAAACCUGAACAUGAGAAGAACAAGACAGAAAUGAUAGAGGAACAAAUCACGCAGGUUCUAAAACGUUUGAAGAAUGAUUCAUCAUUGAUAACCGAGCUAUAUGAAAGGUUAAGGCUUUCUGGAUCAAUCAUUCUUCGACUCUAUGACCUACCGAAAAUAAAUAAAUCUGAAUUACCAAUGCCUACCAUUUUAGACAUGGCAGGUUCACUGUAUCAUUAUGUUGCAAAAUGGAUAGUAGAACUCUUGGAACCAUUAGGAAGUGAGGGGACUGCUGAGUAACACAGUACACCAGAUCCUCGAGCGAGAAACGAUUAGUUGGAUGUUCGAGAGUGGCAUGGAGGAGAUCGCAUGAGAAGGAGAUGAAAGCUUAUGGGCAAAUGUGAAAAUAGAAGAUGACUGUAGAGAACCGAACAAAAUGAAGAUGUUCUGUUGGAACCCUAUGUUACACUCGAAACCAAAAGGAAUAAUAAUAAUAUAAUAGAAUAGAGACAUUGACCUGGAUCUAACUGGAAACACCAACCAAUUGCGAGGACAUCA